Molecule: messenger RNA, 1899 nt
Organism: Rubroshorea leprosula
Lineage: Eukaryota; Viridiplantae; Streptophyta; Magnoliopsida; Malvales; Dipterocarpaceae
Source: the annotation of a GenBank genome assembly
CGUCAAAUAAAUCUGCUCCUUACCUCCUCAUCUGCGAGAGCAGAACUGUUACAGAGCGAAGAAUCCAUGGAUUUCUCGGAGCAAGACGAGGACGUCUUCGGGGAGGAUUUCAACAACCGCGAGCAGGAUGCCCCACACCAUUCAUCCUCUUCUGCAUCGUCAUCAUCAUCGGCGUCUUCUGGUUCUUCUUCAUCGUCGUCGGAUUCAUCUUCAUCCAACGGCGGCGGCGGCGGCGGCCGUGGUGUUGAUGGCGGCGAUACUAGCAGCGCCGCCAGUGGAAGCGCGAGUAGCGGAGGGGAGGAGGAAAAUGGAGAAGAAGUAGAGAAUGUUAGGAGUGAUAAUUAUAGAUUUAAUAACCGUGAUCUCUUUGGGUCUGAAGAUGAAGAAGAACAAGAACAAGAAGAGAAUGAUCUGUUUGGGUCUGAUAAUGAAGAUUACUGUAAAACCCUGGCUAUUAGUCCUUACCCUAUUCCUGUGUUGCCUGCAAUACGUAAUACUAACAGCCCAGGAAGAGGGGGUUUUGGACGUGGCCGCUGGAAUGAUAGAGGAGCAGGUAUCUUACCACGUCCCAAUUAUCCCCCAAGACAGGGAUAUGGAUUUGGUCCAAAAUUUUCAAAUGGUCGCCAUGAUGAACGAUUUGUUUCUGAGUUAAAGCUUUCGAAAAGUGCAGAGACAUUAUCCCGAAAAUGUAUUGCUUUCCAGGAGCCCUGUGAACUUGCUUGUUAUAGCCGUGUUGAAGCUGGAGAAGUCCACUUUGAUGAUCGUAGCCUGAGGUUCUUUAAGCGGCUGGUAACUGAAGAUGUUGGAGCUGAUCUAAAUGAAGGCUUUGAUACCUUUACUGAGAAAAAAGAAUUGGGCUCUAAAGGUUUUGGUGACCUUCUUGCUUGCAUAAGAGGCAAAAAUAUCCCACUUCAGAACAUGCAUUUCGUGACAUUCCGCAACAAUCUCAAUAAGAUAUUGGCUACUGCUUAUAUUAGAAAUGAACCUUGGGAAAUGGGUGUGCACAAGCGGAAAGGUGUUGUCUAUCUUGAUGUUCAUAAACUUCCUGAAAAGCCAAAAAGCGAGUUGGACCGUCGAAGAUGCUACUGGGGAUAUUGUUUUGAGAGCCUUGCAACUGAAGAUCCAAACAGAGGUUAUGGUGAAGGGAUACAUCAUGUAGAUGCUAAUGUCGAAUACUGUUCUGCGAUUAAAACCAAAUUAGGGGCUCAUCGUAUUCUGAUGGGUGCUGAAAUGGACUGCUGUGAUGCAACAAAUGAUGGGAGAAGAUUUUUUGUGGAACUGAAAACAAGUCGUGAGUUGGAUUACCAUACUGAGGAAAGAUACGAGAGAGAGAAACUGCUCAAGUUUUGGAUUCAAUCAUUCCUAGCGGGUGUUCCUUUUAUUGUUGUUGGGUUUAGAGAUGAUGCAGGCCGCCUUGUACGCACAGAGAGACUACGAACAAAGGACAUAACCCAGCGAGUGAAAUUGAAAAACUACUGGCAGGGAGGAGUCUGCCUGGCGUUUGCCGAUGAGGUAUUGUGCUGGCUUUAUGGAACAGUCAAAGAGAAUGAAGAUUACAUAUUGCAGUUUGCACCACCAUUCACACGCUUAGAGCUUCUACAAGCACAGUCUUGCCCUGAAGCAAUCACCAACCACGUUGAACAAUUGUAGCCAGUCCAGGCUUCCUGAUUCUUGAUUCUUAAAGUUGAAAUAUAGAAUCAAACCCAGUUGGUUAACAACCAUAAAUAAGAUUUCUUUUGCCACAAACUUUACUGUAAUUUUGAAACAUUGGGGGAUUAAUUCUCCCCAAAGUGACUGCUAAGACUAGCAGGCAGAGAAUUAUUGUAAAGCCACGAACUUAAUUCUUUGGCAAUCUAUUAACUAGUUCUGAUUCAUCAUAAACAAAUCCACACAGCAUCA